UGAAGAAAUAAAGAUUGAAGAAACAUGCAGAGUGAAACAUGAAGAUACUGAGGAACAAACAGGAGGAGAGUGAAGAACUGAGUGAAGUGGAGGAGGAACAUCAUGACAAACCUGAAGAAAAACAUUUGAGUCGGUCAAAGACUAAAAAUACAUUUCUAAAGAAAAUAAGAGCCUAUAAAUCUACAACCUGCACUCAGUGUGGAAAGAGCUUCUCAACCAAACAAAGUCUUGAAGUUCACAUGAGAAUUCACACCGGAGUGAAGCCGUUCACAUGUGAUCAGUGUGAAAAGAGCUUCUCAACCAAACAAAGUCUUGAAGUUCACAUGAGAAUUCACACCGGAGUGAAGCCGUUCACAUGUGAUCAGUGUGGAAAGAGUUUCUCAACCAAACAAUAUCUUGAGGUUCACAAGAGAGUUCAUACAGGAGAGAAGCCAUUCACAUGUGAUCAGUGUGGAAAGAGUUUCUCAAUCAAACAAAGUCUUGAACAUCACCUGAGAAUUCACACCGGAGAGAAGCCGUUCACAUGUGAUCAGUGUGUAAAGAGUUUCUCAACCAAACAAUAUCUUGAGGUUCACAAGAGAGUUCAUACAGGAGAGAAGCCAUUCACAUGUGAUCAGUGUGAAAAGAGUUUCUCAAUCAAACAAAGUCUUGAACAUCACAUGAGGAUCCACACCGGAGAGAAGCCGUUCACAUGUGAUCAGUGUAAAAAGAGUUUCUCAAUCAAACAAAGUCUUGAACAUCACAUGAGAAUUCACACCGGAGAGAAGCCGUUCACAUGUGAUCAGUGUGGAAAGAGAUUCAGUCGAUCAUCAAGCCUUAAAGAACACAUGAUGAUCCACACUGGAGAGAAGCCGUUCACAUGUGAUCAGUGUGGAAAAAGUUUAUCAACCAAACAAAGUCUUGAGCUUCACAUGAGAAUUCACACUGGAGAGAAGCCGUUCACAUGUGAUCAAUGUGACAAAACAUUUCUAGGGUCAUCAGCCCUGAAGAGACACCUGAGAGUUCAUACAAAGAAGAAGCCACAUUCCUGCACUCAGUGUGGAAAGAGCUUCUCAACCAAACAAAGUCUUGAAGUUCACAUGAGAAUUCACACCGGAGUGAAGCCGUUCACAUGUGAUCAGUGUGAAAAGAGCUUCUCAACCAAACAAAGUCUUGAAGUUCACAUGAGAAUUCACACCGGAGUGAAGCCGUUCACAUGUGAUCAGUGUGGAAAGAGUUUCUCAACCAAACAAUAUCUUGAGGUUCACAAGAGAGUUCAUACAGGAGAGAAGCCAUUCACAUGUGAUCAGUGUGGAAAGAGUUUCUCAAUCAAACAAAGUCUUGAACAUCACCUGAGAAUUCACACCGGAGAGAAGCCGUUCACAUGUGAUCAGUGUGUAAAGAGUUUCUCAACCAAACAAUAUCUUGAGGUUCACAAGAGAGUUCAUACAGGAGAGAAGCCAUUCACAUGUGAUCAGUGUGAAAAGAGUUUCUCAAUCAAACAAAGUCUUGAACAUCACAUGAGGAUCCACACCGGAGAGAAGCCGUUCACAUGUGAUCAGUGUAAAAAGAGUUUCUCAAUCAAACAAAGUCUUGAACAUCACAUGAGAAUUCACACCGGAGAGAAGCCGUUCACAUGUGAUCAGUGUGGAAAGAGAUUCAGUCGAUCAUCAAGCCUUAAAGAACACAUGAUGAUCCACACUGGAGAGAAGCCGUUCACAUGUGAUCAGUGUGGAAAAAGUUUAUCAACCAAACAAAGUCUUGAGCUUCACAUGAGAAUUCACACUGGAGAGAAGCCGUUCACAUGUGAUCAAUGUGACAAAACAUUUCUAGGGUCAUCAGCCCUGAAGAGACACCUGAGAGUUCAUACAAAGAAGAAGCCACAUUCAUGUUCUGUGAGUGGAAAGAGUUUUUCACAGCUGUGUAGUUUACGAAAACAUCAGAAAACACACACUAGUGUGAGAGAGUACAUGUGCUUUGAGUGUCAGAAGACUUUUACUACAUGGAGCGAUUUAAAAAAGCACCAGAGAAUUCACACUGGAGAAAAACCUUACAAGUGUUCACAGUGUGACAACAGAUUCAGUGUGUCAUCAAAUCUGAAAACACAUGAGAGGAUCCACACUGGAGAAAAACCUUACAAGUGUUCAUACUGUGACAAGAGAUUCAGACGGUCAGGACAUCUGAAAACACAUGAGAGGAUCCACAGCAGAGAGAAGCCGCACACGUGUGAUCAGUGUGGAAAGAGUUUCUCUUUUAAAAGUCACCUGAAGAUACACAUGAAGAUCCAUGCAGUGGAGAAACCACAUCACCACAGUCUGAAAUGAAGUAGUUCAUUUUUAUGUGCUGAACAAAAAAAAUCUCUUCUGUGUAAGUUAGCCACAGCCAAAUCUCUCCUCUCCAGCUAUAGUUGGUGCAAGGGGAAACAAGUUUUAUUUAUCUAUUUAUUUUUGUUUUGCAGUUACAAAAUCUCUUUUUGUACCUGUAUCAGCAAAUUAUUCACAAUUUUAAGCAAACAAGUUUAACCCUUUAACGACCCAGUGGUCCGCUGGCGGGACGAUAGAGUGUUAUAAUGUUAAACAAGUUUUUUUAAAUGAGGAGAAUGCCAUCUAACUAAUAAUUUAUUAUGCUCGGUGUGUGUCAGUGAAAUGAAUUGCAAUAUUAAUUCAAUAAUAAAAUAAUAAAAUUCAAUAAUAAAAUUAGCCCUGUAUGCCCAUCUGCUAUACGCCACUGUGAAGGGAUAAACCGUGUUCAGGCACGGCAUCAAAGCCAUUACCUGUUUAAUCCAAAUCCACAUGCGUGGACUGUUCAAUAUUCAGUACUGCAAUGUCCAAGUCUCUCCAGUCACAUGAUGUUUCUCAUGUGUUUUCAGUCGGUGCAACAAAGAAACAUUUACUAGACUGUGGACUAGCUUUACUCUCUGAACAGUGGCAGCCUGAAUUUUUGUGAUCACUGAAGUCCCGGGUAUACUUCGGCCGUCCGCAUUUGUGAAUUGAACUCGUGGCCAGCCGCACACCCCAUCCACAGGCAGCCCAAAUUUCGAGACCGGGCAGAUGGUGCACAUGCAACAGCGCAUGUUGGAAGAGCCCACUAGGUGGCAAUACGUACAGUACCGAGCACAAUGUGCAGUCGUCAAAGAAGAGUGAAAACAAGACGAGUAAACUCAGAGGCAUGCUUUCCCCAUCGUUUUUUAAUUCCUGUUCUCUUGGUUCAUCUUCUGAACUAUGUUGCAAUGGUGGAUGCACUAUUUUUCUUCUCCGAUCCUGCCCAGUGAAUGUCCCAUUGAUGACAUACUUUGAAAGAUGCACGGACACGACUGCAUGCAAGACGUGUCCAGGUGCGGAAAGUGAGGCAUACCUGGGGCUUGAUGGCGCGCUGUCUUUCCGCGCUCUCGGGCAAAGAAUUAUCUUUGAAAGGCUUGCACACUCAACUGUGCUCGAGAUGGAGCAGAACGUGGGAAAUUACAUAUACCCGGGCCUUAACCACUCCUGAUUGUAGUGAACUGGAGCUGACGGCUCACUUUGGGAAAAAUACCCCCCAAAUGUCCCCCAUGUUAUUAUGUCUAGUUUAACUGUUGCUGGUUGAUGUGAGAGGCAUUCUGGGAUACCUGGCUGUUAAAUAAUUUCUUAUUUCUUGGGCUUCACUUUUUGACUUUCUCUGUGUCUUGGGAUUUUUCCAUUGUGCAGCUCAUGUACCUACCUAGACAAAACAAGAAGUAGUAGUCCUUGGACACACUGACACUCUCACACACAACCAGAGGUUGAAGACACACACACAUUUACGCACAUACAUUUCUUAUUUGUUAUUAUAUUUCUUGAAAUGCCAUACAUGGUAAGCUUUGAUUCUUAAGUCGUAUGAUUGGAUGCUCAAGUCAUCCUGGAGAUUGUCGUUUGACAUAUGUCUAUAAAUAUGACCCUUCUUCCUGAAUAAAUCUGAGAAUGCUUUGUACCACA
Messenger RNA from Megalobrama amblycephala (Wuchang bream), 3929 nucleotides. RefSeq names its product oocyte zinc finger protein XlCOF6-like. Gene Ontology annotation, molecular function: RNA polymerase II cis-regulatory region sequence-specific DNA binding; DNA-binding transcription factor activity. The transcript has 3 exons. Gene Ontology annotation, biological process: regulation of transcription by RNA polymerase II. The coding region runs from base 39 to 2303 and encodes 754 amino acids. The record is from RefSeq and is a predicted model, not a curated record. Lineage: Eukaryota; Metazoa; Chordata; Actinopteri; Cypriniformes; Xenocyprididae.